Molecule: messenger RNA, 1531 nt
Organism: Lacerta agilis (Sand lizard)
Lineage: Eukaryota; Metazoa; Chordata; Lepidosauria; Squamata; Lacertidae
Gene: ETNPPL
Product: ethanolamine-phosphate phospho-lyase
Cellular component (GO): mitochondrion
Molecular function (GO): ethanolamine-phosphate phospho-lyase activity; pyridoxal phosphate binding; transaminase activity
Source: RefSeq, a predicted model, not a curated record
UGCAGAGAGAAGGCGCGAGAGAGAGAGACCAGGCACGAUGGAGAUGUACAGCAAGGCAGAGACUCUGGAGCUGCGGAGGAAGCACAUCGGGCCCUCGUGCAAGGUCUUCUUUGCUAAGGACCCCAUUAAGAUUGUGUGUGCCCGUGGGCAGUAUAUGUUUGAUGAGAAUGGAGGAAAAUACUUGGACUGCAUUAACAACGUAGCACAUGUUGGACACAGCCAUCCAGAUGUGACCAAGGCUGCAGUGAAACAGAUGGAAUUACUCAACACCAAUUCUCGCUUCUUGCACGACAAUCUGGUCCAGUAUGCCAAGCGUCUCACUGCGACCCUCCCAGAGCCUCUCUCUGUUUGCUACUUCGUGAACUCUGGAUCUGAAGCAAAUGACCUCGCUUUGCGCUUGGCUCGUCAAUACAGGGGCCACCAAGACGUGAUUACACUUGACCAUGCUUAUCAUGGCCAUGUUACAUCGCUGAUUGACAUCAGUCCAUAUAAAUUUAAUCAACUGGGGAAAGAGGCCAAAAAGGAAUUUGUACAUGUGGCUCCUUCACCAGAUACAUACAGAGGAAAAUAUAGAGAGGACCAUUCAGAUCCAGGAAGCGCUUAUGCCGAUGAUGUGAAAAAGAUAAUUGAAGAGGCUCAGAAGAACGGCCGCAAGAUUGCAGCCUUUAUUGCUGAGUCCAUGCAGAGUUGCGGAGGACAAGUAAUUCCACCCACAGGCUAUUUCCAGAAAGUGGCAGACGCUGUCCACAAAGCAGGUGGAGUUUUCAUAGCUGAUGAAGUCCAAGUCGGUUUUGGUCGAGUUGGAAAAAAAUUCUGGGGAUUCCAGCUACAAGGCGAAGACUUUGUGCCUGACAUUGUCACUAUGGGGAAGCCAAUUGGCAAUGGCCAUCCCAUGUCUUGUGUAGUUACAACCAGAGAGAUUGCGGAAGCUUUUGGUGCCUCUGGACUGGAGUACUUCAAUACGUUUGGGGGCAACCCAGUGUCCUGUGCAAUUGGACUGGCUGUUUUGGACGUGAUAGAAAAAGAAGAUCUCCAAGGGAAUGCCACACGUGUUGGAAACUAUCUCACUGGACUACUGAAGGAACAAAGAAAGCAUCCACUGGUGGGAGAUGUCAGAGGUGUUGGUUUGUUUGUUGGAGUGGAUCUUGUGAAGGAUCGACAAAAGAGAACGCCUGCCACUGCUGAGGCCCAGCAUAUUAUCUACAAGCUGAAAGAACAGAGGAUUCUUCUGAGUGCUGAUGGACCUUAUCGAAACAUCUUGAAAUUUAAGCCACCCAUGUGCUUCACUAUGGAAGAUGCAAAGUUUGUAGUUGAUCAGAUUGAUGAGAUCCUCACAGAUUUAGAAGAUUCAACAAUAAACAGGACCAGAGAUGAAUUACCAACAAGUGUACAGAGUAAAAGAAAAAUGCCCACAGAUGGGAGCUCCCAGCUGGAAUGCAUCAACGAAAGCAUAAGCCAUAUCAAUGGAAGUGCCUGCAGACAAAAAAAAUGGAUUUUAUGCUGAAAACAACACAGUGCCUUGCAAAAGGAU